AUGAGUUUCAGUGUGAAGAGCGAAGAAGACAAAGGUCCAAAUGAAGAGAGUGAAGCAGCGAAACCUUCAAGCGGCGGCUCACUUCAACAACUGACAACAAAUGGAGAGGGACGAUCACAACCGGACGGCCUGUUAGCUCCGCUUUCGGACAGCGACGACGUAACGUCACACUCUUCUGACUUUAACACUGAUGAUGAUGACUUUGGCCAAAAUGCUUCGAAAUCCUUAAAAAACUCAUCAUUGAGAAGAGACGCAAAAGAAUGUCCAUGUGGAAAACCGUUUGCCUGCGCACUCUGCGACAAAAGAUUUUCCCAGAAGACUGAUUUAGAAAAGCAUCAGCGUAUACACACUGGAGAAAAGCCUUUUGUCUGCACAUGUUGUGGUAAAAGAUUCACCCAGAAGGGAAAUUUAAGCAAACACACAAGCACACACACUGGAGAGACUCCUUUCGCCUGCUGCUUUUGUGAGAAAAGAUUUCGAUGGAAGUCUCAGUUGACAAAACACAUGUGUACACACCCUGGAGAGAAGUCUUUUGCCUGCUCACUUUGUGAUGAAAGAUUUCCCCAGAAGACUGAUUUAGAAAAGCAUCAGCGUACACACACUAGAAAAAAACCUUUUGCCUGCACACUUUGCGACAAAAGAUUUUCAAAGAAGACUGAGUUAGAAAAACAUAAGCGUAUACACACUGGAGAAAAGCCUUUUGUCUGCACGUGUUGUGGUAAAAGAUUCACUGAGAGGGGAAAUUUAAACAAACACACAAGCACACACACUGGAGAGAAGCCUUUCGCCUGCACACUUUGCGACAAGAGAUUUUCUCAGAAAAUUCAGUUAGAAAGACACACGCGUAUACACACUGGAGAAAAGCCUUUUGUCUGCACAUUUUGUGGUAAAAGAUUCACACAGAAGGGAAAUUUAACCAAACACACAAGCACACACACCGGAGAGAAGCCUUUUGCCUGCUCACAUUGUGAUGAAAAAUUUUCUCAGAAGACUCAUUUGGAAAAGCAUCAGCGUACACACACUAGAGAAAAGCCUUUUCUCUGCACAUGUUGUGGUAAACCAUUCACCAAGAAGGGAAAAUUGAACAAGCACACGGGAGAGAGACCUUUUGCCUGCACACUUUGCAAAAAAAGACUUUUAAAGAAAUCUGAGUUAGAAAAGCAUCAAGGCUGGAAUACACCAGGCGUGUCUGUGGUGCGUCAGCGUUGCCGCCGCGUCGACGCAGUGAAACGCGGCCGUUAA
Messenger RNA from Nerophis lumbriciformis (worm pipefish), 1242 nucleotides. The record is from RefSeq and is a predicted model, not a curated record. Lineage: Eukaryota; Metazoa; Chordata; Actinopteri; Syngnathiformes; Syngnathidae.